Molecule: messenger RNA, 672 nt
Organism: Aspergillus alliaceus
Lineage: Eukaryota; Fungi; Ascomycota; Eurotiomycetes; Eurotiales; Aspergillaceae
Product: PaaI family thioesterase
Exons: 1
Coding region: 1-672 (223 amino acids)
Source: RefSeq, a predicted model, not a curated record
AUGAGCUCACCUCAGCCCUUCACCCGAGUCCUCUCCCCACCUCUCAAUUUUCUCCCCCCAAAUACCCCCCCGCACCUUUUCUCAGCGACAGUGGAGCACUUCACCUCCAUCCCGUGGUGCGCGAAACUCCUAUCCGUAGACCCAGCAGCACCCAACAACCACAGCCAACCGAUCCCCUUCAUCUCACAAAGCUUCAACCCCGAGAGCCCAGAGCACGACCAGUUCGUCGGCACAACACUCACAUCUCCCCAGGCCCUGCGCCGCGGUCUAGGCGUCUUCCGUCCAGAGGACCCAGAACACACACGAGACCCAACUCGACCCAUUACGAAGGUUAUAUCGCUGUAUACAGUUGGAAAUGGUCUGUGUGGAUUUAAGGGGAUCCUGCACGGCGGGAUGAUCAUGACGUUGUUUGACGAGGUAACGGGGUCUGUGGUGGAGAUUAACAUGGCCUUAGGCAAGAAAUGGAUUCAGUCCGGUUUGAUGAUGGUGACGGGGUCUCUGAGCGUGAAGUUCUUGCGGCCGGUUCCGGUUAAUAGUGAGGUGUGUGCGACUGCGUGGUUGGAGAAGAUCGAGGGUCGUAAGGCGAUGAUACGAGCGGAGAUUACGGGGUCUGAGGGUGAGAGGAUGGCGACAGCAGAAAGUGUUUGGGUUGUGAUUGCGCCGAAGGUAUAG